This is a messenger RNA of Anarrhichthys ocellatus (wolf-eel), 8050 nucleotides long. RefSeq names its product K(lysine) acetyltransferase 6A (gene kat6a). The record is from RefSeq and is a predicted model, not a curated record. Bases 913 to 7785 code for a protein of 2290 amino acids. Gene Ontology annotation, cellular component: nucleus; nucleosome; chromatin. The transcript is spliced from 17 exons. Gene Ontology annotation, molecular function: DNA binding; transcription coregulator activity; histone H3 acetyltransferase activity. NCBI's taxonomy places the organism in Eukaryota, Metazoa, Chordata, Actinopteri, Perciformes, Anarhichadidae. Gene Ontology annotation, biological process: nucleosome assembly; regulation of transcription by RNA polymerase II.
GCCUGACGGUUCAGUGUUCCCCCCUCCCCCACCAGCCGUGCUCCUGUUUCACUCAAAGAUGGCGUCGGCUCUAGAACCCCUGGUCUGUGGCUGCAUUUUUUGGCUUGUUGUUGUCUCCGUUUCGCACGGUUUUGGCACCUUCUCCUCGGCGGCUCGACAAGAAAUUCCGGGUUUGUCAGCUACUGAAGUGCAAUAGGCGUGAAGGUGAUCGGCUGUGACUGCUCCCUGGGUUGAGAUACCUUUUCCGUCCCAGAGCUCAGAAGCCCCGGCAUGCUGGAAGAGUAAAGCACAGCGAGAAGGAACGAGAAAACGUGGAAGCUUGUGGAAUCUACAGAAAACAUCAUUACCCUCCCCUUUAUCAUUGAAACACUAAUUUCAUGUCAUGGAGACUAUGAUCAUCUUCACCGACUCGCAUUGAGAAUUGGCUAGUUUGCCAGUAACAGGAACCUCAGUGAGCAGGUUUUAUUUUUUGUGAAUAGCUGUUUUGGAAAGUGGGGAAACACCUUCUUCUUUUUUUUUUUUCAAGCUCUUCUUAUUGCCAAGAUCUACUCUACAUUGUGUGCUGUUGGAGUUUAAGUUGCUAAUUGACCUGCAACUUCCUCCACUCCCCCUGCUUCUCGUCAGGGACGUUCACCUGACUGGGAGUGGGAGGUGGGUGGGCUGUAUUUUACCAGGUGGAGAGUUGGCUCAGGGGGUUUGUGCUAUGUUCAGCUGCUCAUUACCGUGCUGCUCACACUCAGCUUCUGAGGGACUCUCUGUGCGACCCCAGGACAAGGGUUAGUACGCAGGCAGAGGGCAACGAGAAAGAGGAGGCGGCGGCGCUACGGCGCAGGCCAGGUGUUUCCUUGGCUUACAGUCCUUUUUUGUGUGUGGUAAGGCAUCAAGGCCCCCGCACCCACCCAGACCGUAGCCAUGGUGAAACUGGCCAACCCAAUGUACACUCAAUGGAUCUUGGAGGCCAUCAAGAAGGUGAAGAAGCAGAAGCAGCGACCAUCAGAGGAGCGCAUUUGCAAUGCGGUCUCCAUGUCUCAUAGCCUGGAUCGCAAAACGGUUCUGGAGCAGUUGGAGCUCAGCGUCAAGGAUGGUACCAUCCUAAAGGUCACAAACAAAGGUCUCAACUCCUACAAGGACCCUGACAACCCGGGGCGCUUGGCUCUGCCCAAGCCCAAAGGUAGUGGCAGCUCUGGAGGUGGAGGUGGAGGAGGUGGAGGAGGAGGAGGAGGAGGUGGUGGCGGCGGCAGUGGCAGCUGCAGUGGUGGUGGCGGUGGCGGCGGCGGCGGCGGCAGCAGCAGCAGUGGCGGAGGUAGUUCUCACUCUCAUUCUGGGAAGAAACCGGGACUGGACUGGAACAAGUUGCUCAAACGGGCACUGGAGGGGCUCCAUGAGCCCGGUGGCUCCAGCUUAAAGAACAUCGAGCGCUUUCUCAAGUGCCAGGCGGACGUGGCGGCCUACUUGUCAAGCAGCGGCUCUAUGGGGUCUGGCCUCUUCCACCAGCAGCUGAGGGUGGCCCUGAAGAGGGCCGUGGCCCAUGGACGUGUGGCGAAGCAGGGUCCACUGUUCCAGCUCAUCAGCCGCAGCAGCUGCCUGGACGACGGGACCGGGACGGUGUCUCUGGGAUCACUGCCACCAGUCCGGUUGCUGCCCCACGAGAAAGACAAGCCGGUGGCAGAGCCCAUCCCCAUCUGCAGCUUCUGCUUGGGGACCAAGGAGCAGAAUCGCGAUAAGAGGCCGGAGGAGCUCAUCUCCUGCGCCGACUGUGGCAAUAGUGGCCACCCGUCCUGUCUCAAGUUCUCCCCAGAGCUCACAACGCGAGUCAAGGCUCUGUGGUGGCAGUGCAUCGAAUGCAAGACUUGCAGCAGCUGUCAGGAUCAAGGGAAGAAUGCGGACAACAUGUUGUUCUGUGACUCCUGUGACCGGGGCUUCCACAUGGAGUGCUGUGACCCCCCCCUCACGCGUAUGCCCAAAGGCAUGUGGAUUUGUCAAAUCUGCCAACCCAGGAAAAAGGGAAAGAAGCUUUUACUUGAAAAGGCAGCACAAAUCAAACGGCGCUACAACGCACCGCUGGGGCGGCCCAAGAACAGGCCGGGACGGCCCUUUAAGAAGCUGGGCAGGCGUGGUCGGCGGAAGCGCUCGGCCUCGGCCCACUCGUCCUCCAGCUCCUCCUGCGAGGGUUACCCCGGGGACGACCGGCUGCUUUUCUCGAUGCGGGACGACGACGACAUGUCGCAGGGCAGCCUGCGCUUCAACAACAAGACCAAGGGCCUCAUCGACGCCCUCACCAAGUUCUUCACGCCGUCGCCCGAGGGCCGCAAGGCCCGGCAGGAAGUGGUGGACUAUUCACAGCAGUGCCGCAUCCGAAAGAAAGCCAAUCGCAAAGGAGAAGGAGAUGAUAGAGACAAUCAGGAAGGCAGCGACUGGCGUGAUGAAGAUGAGAAACUGCCCGGCCACGAGAACCUGACGGAAAAAGACAUCGAGCUGUUCAGACACAUCCAGGAGCUGGCACUGCAGAAAGUCGGGGUGACGGGUCCACCGGAUCCUCAGAUGCGCUGUCCGUCAGUCAUCGAGUUCGGCAAGUUUGAAAUCCAGACGUGGUAUUCGUCUCCCUACCCCCAGGAGUACAGCAGACUACCCAAGCUCUACUUGUGUGAGUUCUGCCUGCGCUACAUGAAGAGUCGCAGCAUCCUCUACCAGCACAUGAAGAAGUGCAACUGGUUCCACCCGCCUGCCAACGAGAUCUACAGGAAGGAGGACGUCUCUGUUUAUGAGGUUGAUGGGAAUGUGAGCACAAUCUACUGUCAGAACCUGUGUCUGCUGGCCAAGCUGUUCCUGGACCACAAGACCCUCUACUAUGAUGUGGAGCCCUUCCUUUUCUACGUCCUGACCCAGAACGACAGCAAAGGUUGCCACCUUGUUGGCUACUUCUCCAAGGAGAAGCACUGUCAACAGAAAUACAACGUGUCAUGCAUCAUGAUUCUUCCACAGUACCAGCGCAGGGGCUACGGACGCUUCCUCAUCGACUUCAGCUACUUAUUGUCCAAGCGCGAGGGACAGCCAGGAUCUCCAGAGAAGCCUCUCUCCGACCUCGGCCGACUAUCCUACAUGGCGUACUGGCGCAGUGUGGUGCUGGAGUGUCUCCACGAUGUCCGCGAUCGGCAGAUCACCAUACGACAACUAAGCAAGCUGACCGGGAUCUGCCCGCAGGACAUCACCACCACCCUGCACAGUCUCAACAUGCUGGAUCAGCGAGGAGACAGGCUGGUCCUGGUGCGGAGGGAGAAGCUGGUGUCCAACCACAUGACUCGUCUCAAGGCCCGGCCACGGCAACUGGAUGUCGACCCAGAGUGUCUCCGCUGGACCCCCGUCGUCGUAACCAACACUGUGGUCUCUGACGGAGAUGGAGAUGAUGACGAUGACGAGGAGGAUGAUGAACCAGAGGAGCACAACCGCAAGGAGAUCAAACCAAGUCACAAGGUCCCACCAAUCUCCUGGCACAUGCGCCAAGGGAAGAAGAGGGCUGAGGAGGAGGAUGAAGAGGAAGAAGAGGAAAGGAAGUGCUUCCUGGGGUUUCCCAUUAGCCAAAGCUCCCCAGCUUCCCCUCCCAUUCGCUGUCCGCCCUCUGUCCCAGAGCCACCACGCCCCCCUCCCCCAACAAAUGGAGAACGCAGACCACGGGGGCGCCCACCCAAAAACUGGCCUUGGGGCAAGGUGAAAGACAGCGCGCGGGUGGGACGGCCACCUAAGAUCCGCCCAGUGGAGGUGGACGACGAAGACGAGGAGAGAACGGAGGGAGGAAAGACCACAGGCUCUGCUACCGGGCCCCCCUCCCUUUUCUCCCUGGACAGACAAGCGGAAUCCCAAGCCUUUCACUCACUGGACAUGACCAGACACCCCUCCAUAACUCCCACAAGAAGAGGGCGGCCCCCAAGGAAAAAGAGAGGCCCUAAGCCCAGAUCCAUGGAAGGGCCUGGGGUGGGGCUGCCACAGCUUCCUAUGGUUUCCAGGUUGAAUGAGUCUCUUCCUGUCAGGAAGAGCUGCUUCAGUGAAAGCAGUGAAGAGGAGGAGGAUGACGAUGAUGAAGAUGAUGAUGAUGAUGAUGAUGAGAGGACGACAUGCUCCCCACCCAUCCUCACCAAGCCUGCCUUGGGGCUCAAAUGCAAGAAGCCGCUGAGGAAGCGCCGCUUUCGUCAGCGCAGCCACCCUCACAGCAGCGUGGUGACAGAGACCAUCUCUGAAACCACAGAGGUGUUGGAUGAGCCUUUUGUAGACUCGGACUCGGAGAGGCCUAUGCCCAGGCUGGAGGAGGAGACGCCACUGGGCCACCCGCUGCACCGCUACCCACCAGCCCGCUCUGUCAUGAGGUUGUCUGACCCAGCACCUAAAAGGAGCCGGCACUCCAACCUCACCGAUUCAGAGGAAGACGAGCUAACACCUGUGCUGAAGCCUGCGGCUGCUCUGCCAGCAACUCCAUCAGAGACCCUAGCGGCCAACCCUGAGGUCCCAGUCAAGAAGAAGAAAGGCUGGCCCAAGGGAAAGAGCCGCAAACCACUGCACUGGAAGAAACGAGGACCUGGAAAACCGCCUGGUGGUGGCGCAGCCACAGAUAGCCAGGCCCAAAGCGGGGAUCCGCCACCCCCCAAAAUCAAGAUGAAGCCUGGCCGCAAGCCCCGGAGCUGGUACCUGCAGCGGGCCCAGGAGGAGGCAGAGAGGCAAGAGCAGGAAAGACAAAGGCAGUUGGAGCAGCAGGUGGACAAAAAUCCUCAGCUGCUCCAGACUGAUGAGCGCAACAGCAAGCGAGUCUGCAGAACCAACACAGACAGAGACACCAAACAGAAAGACUCUGAUGAAGAGGAUGACUAUCACCCUAAACCUGUUGAGCAGAAGGUGCCCAAGAGGCCAAGAGGGAGACCGCCCAAGAACCGCGCCCUCCUCCCGCCACCACAGCCGGCCCCCAAACCUCCUCCCACCUCUGAGCCAGAGGAAGAGGAGGAGGAGGAAGAGGAGGAGGCUGAAAGGGCCUGGGAGGAAGACAAACCCAGCCGUCCACCGUCCCGGGCCCUGCUGUCCCCUUUGUCCUCGUCUUCCACCUCAGGGCCCCGGGCCCCACUGUCCCGGCCUCAGGACACAGAUAUGGGUGACAGGGAAGAGGACGAUGAUGAUGAGGAGAGGGAGGAAGAGGAAUGCGGCAGCAUGGGCAGCGGUGGCGGGAGUGUCAACAGGCGAGCAGCAGUUACACCCGGUUCAGGAAGCAGGCGCAGUGAAGACCAUGAUGCAGACGAUGAAGGGGAUGGACACUUGGAGGACAAGAGCAACGGCAGCAACAACAACAGCAGCAAGAAGAGAAAAAGUCCGGACUCUGAAGAUGAAGAUGACGAGGAAGACGAGGAGGAGGAGGAGGAACCGGCCUCCCUUGCAAGCUCUCCUCCGGUCAAAGAAGAACCCCAUGGUGGAGAGGCUUUUUUAGACAUGGAGAACAACGUGGCCCAAGACUACGUCAGCAAGCAGGAGGAGGAGGAAGAAGAGGAGGAGGAGGAGGCGGCUGAGGAGGAGGUGCAGGAGGCCAAGUGUCGACCCUCCUCGGCGGACCCGCAGCAGGAGGAGAGGCGGCGCAGAGAGCAGGAGGAGUCUGCUGCAGCAGCAGCGGCGGUGGAAACCGUCACGGCCAUGUCUGUUCCCUCUGAGCCCAUGGGGCUCCAGUCUCUGCACCCGGAUGACAAGGACGUCACGCUGUUGAUGGAACCUCAGCACCCACAUCCACACUCCCACCAGCACCAGCACUCCGACUUCAAAGAGGAGCUGGGCCACCAUCACCCCCACCACCCCCAUCACCACUCCAACGAGCUGGACCUGGAGACCAUGCAGGCCGUCCAGUCCCUGACUCAGGGGGAAGCCCAGGACGAAGAGACCGAACCCCAGCCACACCACGGAGCCUACCAGGACUGUGAGGAGACCCUAGCUGCCUGCCGGACCCUGCAGAGUUACAGCCACGCGGGGGAGGCCGAAGAUGAGGCUCUGGCCUUGGUGGAGGAGUGUGGGGCCUCCCAACACAGCAGCCCCCUUCCCAAUCCCCCUGUACCGCCCCUUCCCAGUCAAUCUGUGCGCUCAGUCAACAGUCCGGGGUUGCCCUCGGGCAUCAUGGACACGACACCGGCAGGGCAGAGGGGGGGCACGCCCGGCCCCACUGGAGCAGGGGGAAGUGGUGGAGGAGCUGGAGGUGGGUACACCCAGAUUACGCCGGAACAUCCCAGUUCUCUGUCUGCCCCCUCCCAGCAGAACAUGGAGACGUCGCCGAUGAUGGACGUACCGUCUGUGUCGGACCACUCGCAGCAGGUGGUGGACAGCGGCUUCAGUGACCUCGGCAGCAUCGAGAGCACGACUGAGAACUACGACAACCCCAGCAGCUACGACUCCACCAUGGGCGGAGGGGGUAAUGGGAAUGGAGGGGGAAUGUCAGCUGGUGUAGUUGCGGGAGCUACCACGGCUUCCUCAUCGUCGGCCUCCUCUUCUUCAAGCUCGGCCACCCCGUCCUCGCAGUCUAACAGCUGCUCUUUCGUGCCAGCCCCCAGCCUCACGUCCUCCACAGGAACAGGAGGGUCCCAACUAGGGAUGGGCAACUGUGGCCUCAUCCAGCAAACGGGGCCAGGGCCCAACAGCGGACCAGGUGCCAGUAAUGUAGGCAGUGCUGUAGUCCAGCCACCCCCACCCCCACCACGGUCUAACACCCCCGGCUGUGGCAUUAAGUCUCCUCAGAGCUGUGGUGUGAUCGAGAGGCCCCCCAGCACCAACCAGCAACAACAACAACAGCAGCAGCAGCAGCAGUCCCAAAAAAAGGUUCCUCAGCAACAAGCCCCCAACCCUCAGCCUCCGCCGUCAGCACCACCACCACAGCAACAACAGCAGCAGCAGGCCCUGUCGCAGUGUAGCAUGGGCAACGGCUUCGCCUCCACACCCAUGAUAAUGGAGAUCCCCGAGAGUGGAGGAGGGGGCCGCACCCUGUACGAGCGCAUGGGUCAGGACUUUGGCACGGGGGGCUACCCUCAGCCCUCAGCAACCUUCAGCCUGGCCAAACUCCAACAACUCACCAACACCAUCAUGGACCCCCACGCAAUGCCCUACUCUCAUUCCGCCUCUGUCACCUCCUACGCCACCAGUGUUUCUCUCUCCAACCCGGGGCUGGCCCCUUCCCCCCACACUCCUCAGGGCCAGCCCACUAUGACCCCGCCCCCCAACCUUAGCUCCGGCACCAUGAACCUGGGCUCCCUGCAGCUACAAUGCAACAUGCCCACUGCCAACAUCGGUCUGGGACCCCCGCCACACACGCAGCGGCUACAGGGCCAGAUGGCGACAGUCAAAGGCCAUAUUUCCAUCCGGUCCAAAGCCACCCAGCAGCUGGCCCCGGCCCCGCACCAGCAGCAGCUCUACGGCCGCAGCUCGGGGGCCGUGGCCAUGCAGGGCACGUCGCGCACCUUGGCCGUGCAGCGCGGCAUGAUGCCGAACCUCAUGCCCACGCCAGCGCAGUACAACUCCAUGAACAUGACGCCCCUCAACGCCAUGUCGGCCGGUUACAGAAUGCCUCAACCCAUGAUGAACAGUGGUUAUCACGGCAAUCCCCCUUACAUGAAUCAGCCAGCUCAGUACCCCAUGCAGAUGCAGAUGGGCAUGAUGGGAGGGCAGGGUUACCCGCAGCAGCCUAUGCAGCCCAACCACCACGGCAACAUGAUGUACACUGGCCCCGCCCAUCACAGCUAUGCUGGUGUCCCUAAACAGUCACCGUACAUGAGCAGAUGAACAGCCGAGGAACUGAGAAAGGAGACAUGAGGCCAGAGCUGAUACUCGCUGUACUCCAAAUGUCCAUUACUCCUGUUCACCCUCUCCAGUGCUGCGGCAGGCACCAGGGAGAGUCGGUGGUUGGAGACAGAGAGGGUCUUUGGGUUUCCUGCUUUUCUGUGUUGUCAUUUUGUCCCUUUUUUUAAAAAUUUGGGCUCGUUUCCCCUCCCAGGUGGUUGUGUAUGGGAACAAGUGGGGUUCCGGGUUGGGGGGGGGGGGGGGGGGG